Molecule: messenger RNA, 507 nt
Organism: Colletotrichum tamarilloi
Lineage: Eukaryota; Fungi; Ascomycota; Sordariomycetes; Glomerellales; Glomerellaceae
Exons: 1
Source: RefSeq, a predicted model, not a curated record
UCCAUCCAUCCCCCGAUCUCCGUCAUCACAAGGUAUCUUCGUACCCCCCUCCACCCCCGAUCUACUUUUAGCCUCUUUCUGCCGGGCUCAAGUUUCGUUAUUGUUUUUUUAUUUUCCUCACAUCAGGUCGCCCUCUCUCCCAUCUCUGAUACCCACAUCCCCUGCCCUUCCGCCCUGCCCAGUCAGUCCAACGGAAGAUUUUUGCUCGCGCCAAACGGGACCAUUCCUUCUCGAGCUCGGGGUGUCAUUCCACGAAUAACAGUCCAUACUUCGCGGGUGAGGCGGCCCAGCCCGGACAAGCACAGCUUCCUGCUCUUCUGCCACCCGGAAUCUACCCACUCACUUGGGUCAUCUACCGAUCGACAAUCCUCAACCCCUUCGGUCCCUCUUAAGCCCUUGAGCCUUUUCUUCCUCUUCCUACCUCUCUUAUUCUUACUUCUUUUCCCCUACCUUCACCUUCCUGAUUCUUCCCAGGAUCAUCAACCUGUGAACCCCUCCCCCUCCUAA